ACGCAGUUUGAGUUUUGCGCGCGGAGACGGAGCGGUUCAGCGUGCGUUUGAGGUUCUGAACUGAGAAGAUGUCCAAGCGGAAGGAGUUUGUGGGGUCUGUGCAUCAGGACAACGUGCACCACUUUCUAAACUUCAUCAGACUGCACAAAGAUGCGUCGGCGCCGUUGGACCUGGCCGAGCUGGUGCAGGAGCUGCAGAGGAAUCAGAGGCAGGAUCUGUGGGCGAGGCUGGCGGCGCUACUGAAACACGCGCUGACCUCGUACCCUGCCGAGCGCUGGAUCACCGGACUGGAGGAGGACAGCGGGGACGACAUGGAGGUGGAGCGGUCGGAUGAACUGAAACACACCAUGGCUGUGCUGGACGGCGUCACCCUGGUGUGUACGGUGUGUGUGGACGUGAUACAGAGCGGUGACACUUACAUUGACCUGCUGGAGUGCGCUCACACGCUCAACACUAUCGAGAGCUGUUUGCCCCUGACCGAGAUGCCGCUGCAGCAGGCCAUACACUGGCUGUUCGAGUGCUGGUGGAGGCAGGGCCUACAGGGGAAGGAGGAGCUCGGUUGGACCGCGUUCGUCGCCUGUUUGGAGAGCACGGUCACACUUAAGAAAACGCUGAGCGAGCUAAACCGGCUCUAUUCUCUGCGUGAGGUUCUGCUCAGCGUGGACUUCGAUUCCGACAGGGGGCGCUACAUCGCCGGGCCCCUGCUGCAGUGCUUCCUCAGCACCAACCACAUCAAACGAGAGGAGGGGAAGCGUUUCCUCUCGUUCCUGUUCGGCUGGGACGUCGACUUCGUCAGGAUGAUCCACGAGACCAUCAAGAACCAGCUGCAGUUCUUACCCAAGGCUUUGGCGGACGACGUGGCCGAGCUUUACUUCCGCUCGUGGAGGAAGGCGAGCGGAUCGUUUCUGGAGGAGAUCGAGUCGUCCUGCGUCCAGGACUUCAUGCAGCACGCCAUCCUGCUGCACCGGACCUCGCCCGUCCACCCCAAAGUGCGACAGAUUCUGACCUACUUCCAUAAGCAGAAGUUCAGGCAGGGUGUGGAUGAGAUGCUGCACCGUCUCUACAGGCCUGUUCUGUGGAAAGCCCUAAAGGCAGCGAAUGCGGAGGUGCGCGCCAACGCCACGCUGCUCUUCACCGAAGCUUUUCCCGUCCACGACCCCGACAUGACCACUGAGAAAAUGGACGAGCUGGUGCAGAAACAACUGGACGCUCUGUUUUCUCUGUUGGAGGACCCGCAGCCGUCGGUGCGCAGUGCGGCUGUGUUGGGAGCCUGUUCCGUGGUGUCCAGAUGUUGGGAGCUGCUGCCCUCGUCCAUCAUCACCGACCUGCUGAAGAGGCUGAUGGAACUGGCCUCGGACAGCAGCAGCCCGGACUGCCGCUGCGCCGUUUUCAUGUGCAUGUCCAUGAUCCUGGACAACCAGAUGAGCCACCCUCUGAUGGAGAAGCUGCUUCCCGCCCUCAAGCUGAGCCUGCACGACACGUCGGAGAAGGUCCGAGUGGCUUUCGUCGACCUCCUGAUCAAGAUCAAAGCCGUCCGUGCGGCCAAGUUCUGGAAGGUGUGCUCCAUGGAGCACCUGCUGGCCCGUCUGGAGCUGGACUCGCCGUCCGUGUCCAAGCGCGUGGUCAACCUGCUCUUCAGCUCCUUCCUCCCGCUGGCCCAGGGCGAGGAGGUGUGGUGCGAGCGCUGCGUCUCCAUGAUCCAGAUGAACGCCGGCGCCGCGCGCAAGUUCUACCGCUACGCCUACGUGCACGCCGCGCCCACCGACAUAGUCAAACUGAUGCUGAUGAUCAGGAAGUGUCUGAACGCCUGCAUCCAGAAGACGGGGGAGAACCCCGACCAAUCGGUCUGCAGCAACAAGGAGAACAGCUCGAUAUUGGAAGACGUGCUGUCGGUGAAGGACACGGCGGUGAUGUCCAGUCUGUUGGAGCUGGUGGUCAUUCUGUGGAAGAGCGUGCAGAAGUCUCUGGAGCUGAAUAAGGAAGCGCUGAGCUACACCACCGCCAAGUUCGCCUCCGUCCUGCCCGAGUACCUCCGAGUCUUCCAGGACGAGCGCUGUAGAGCCGCGCUGAUCCGCCUGGCGUCUUUACUCCCAGCUUCGGCCGUUCCAGCUCUCCGGAGUAAAGUAACAGCCCAGCUGAAGAGGCUGGACCCCGGAGCGGCCGCGUCCGAGUACGACCAGCUGAUCGAGUGCGUGUGUAGCUGGGGGCAGGUGAGCCACGUGCUGGAUCUGGCCGUGCAGUGGCUCACCGAGGCUUCUCCUGUCAACGGGGCUGACCGGAGCGGCUCGGACGCCAGGCGGGUCCAGUUCAGCGCCCCCACGGAGGCCAAGCCGGAGCUGGGACUGGACUACGUGGAGUGUCUGCUGUCCAAACCUCAGACUCGGGAGCGCCUGCUGAGCCUGAGCGUGGAGCAGCUCCGCCCCCUGCUGGCCGCCCUCGCCGCCUGGAAGGCGGUGCUGUGCUCGUCCCUGAGCGGACGCGAGGUCGGCGCCGCGCCGGCGGAGACCGCGCUCAGGGCGUUCGCCGCGCUCUCCCGGCUCGCCGUCCACCUACAACACAGGCACCCUGAGGACCGGCACUUCCUGACCUCUCUGGAGGACUCCAUGGACUGGGUGGAGAAGAAGGUCCUGCCCUUCCUGGUGGCCCCUGGUGACCGGAUCUCUGAGCAGCAGCUGAGUCUGAGCAGGAGAAUUGUAGAGGCUUUACUGUGGGUGUGUAGAGACGCCGUGAGAGUCGCUCUGGGAGACGCUGAGUUUAACCAUCGCGUCCUGCAGCUCUGCUCGUACGUGCUGCUGUCUGAAAAAGGCUACCAGUGCGUCCCCCUCCUCCUGUCCGUGCUGACCGAGGUGGCGCAGGACUGCUUCGCCCAGAGCGCCACGCCCGAGGAGGAGCGCCUGUCCGUCACGCUGCAGAUCGUCACCAACAUCUUCCAGAAGGUUCUGGAGGUCGUGGCCCACCGCCUGCGCAGGGACAAGGAGGAGGGACAAGAGCUCUGCCGCUCGUCUGAAGAAGCCCUGCACGACUUCCUGCUGGUGACCCAGUUGGUUUCGGAGAGGGCCGAGGCGAUGAGCGGGAUCUUCUCGUCUCUGUGUGCGGCGGUCAUCAUCGACAUCAGCCACACCCUGCAGAAGAUCUCUCAUCCUGAAGGGGCCACGACUCCAGAAGCCGUGACGGAUCUUCCUCCCCUCUCAUGCGCCAUAAUGUCGUCCAUCCUCAGAUCACCCGCCGUCACCGGGUGUUUCAUAGCCGAGACCAGGUCGUCGGUCGACUCGGAGGCCAUCGACAGCGUCGCGGGACUCUCCGCCGUCACGCACGUUCUUGCCAUCGUGAGGAACACGGAGAACUUCGGUGCUGAUCUGAAGGGAAUCGCCGUAUCGGUGCACAGACAGAUCCAGCAGCACAGAGCCGUCACCGCCGAGGAGUCCACGAACAGGUUCAUCUAUGAGGAUGCGGUCAGGACGCUGGACGAGCUCCUGAUGCCCUGAGAACUCGUCCUGGAACCAGUCGUGGAUUUCACCGUGUCUCUCUUACCCAGUCUGUCCGCUUUACCUUCACUGUCUCACAUUCCUAAAUCUUCUCUCUCUCUCUUAUAUAAAUGAUCUUUCUAUAGAAUCAUACGUUUAUUAAUAAUGAACUGUGGGUGAACAUCAGAUCUUAUGUUUCCUGGUGCAGCGUGAUACAUUUAUAAUGGUGGAUUUGAUAAAUAAAGAAAUAUUAUACAACC
Trichomycterus rosablanca is the source of this 3724-nucleotide messenger RNA. RefSeq names its product non-SMC condensin II complex, subunit G2 (gene ncapg2). The transcript is spliced from 27 exons. Gene Ontology annotation, biological process: mitotic sister chromatid segregation. The record is from RefSeq and is a predicted model, not a curated record. NCBI's taxonomy places the organism in Eukaryota, Metazoa, Chordata, Actinopteri, Siluriformes, Trichomycteridae. Bases 69 to 3485 code for a protein of 1138 amino acids. Gene Ontology annotation, cellular component: condensin complex; nucleus.